This is a messenger RNA of Psammomys obesus (fat sand rat), 1095 nucleotides long. RefSeq names its product fructose-bisphosphate aldolase A-like. The transcript has a single exon. The coding region runs from base 1 to 1095 and encodes 364 amino acids. Lineage: Eukaryota; Metazoa; Chordata; Mammalia; Rodentia; Muridae. Gene Ontology annotation, molecular function: fructose-bisphosphate aldolase activity. The record is from RefSeq and is a predicted model, not a curated record. Gene Ontology annotation, biological process: glycolytic process; fructose 1,6-bisphosphate metabolic process. Gene Ontology annotation, cellular component: cytosol.
AUGACCUGCCCGUGCCCAGCGCUGACCCUUGAGCAGAAGAAGGAGCUGUCUGACAUCGCUCACCGGCUUGUGGCUCCAGGCAAGGGGAUCCUGGCUGCAGAUGAGUCCACCGCGAGCAUCGCCAAGCGGCUGCAGACCAUUGGGGCCGAGAACACGGAGGAGAACAGGCGCUCCUACCGCCAGCUGCUGCUGACCGCCGACGACAGAAUGAACCCCUGCAUCGGGGGCGUGAUCCUCUUCCACGAGACGCUGUACCAGAAGGCGGACGAUGGACGUCCCUUCCCCCAUAUCAUCAAGUCCAAGGGCAUUGUCGUGGGGAUUAAGGUGGACAAGGGUGUGGUGCCCCUGGCAGGGACUGAUGGCGAGACCACCACCCAGGGGCUGGAUGACUUGUCUGAACGCUGUGCCCAGUACAAGCAGGAUGGAGCCGACUUUGCCAAAUGGCGCUGUGUGCUGAAGAUUGGGAAACACACCCCCACAACCCUGGCCAUCAUGGAAAAUGCCAAUGUUCUGGCCCGCUAUGCCAGCAUUUGCCAGCAGAAUGCCAUUGUGCCCAUCGUCGAGCCGGAAAUCCUCCCUGAUGGGUCCCACGACUUGAAGCGCUGUCAAUAUGUAACGGAGAAGGUACUGGCUGCUGUCUACAAGGCGCUGAGCGACCACCACGUCUACCUGGAAGGGACCUUGCUGAAGCCCAACAUGGUCACUCCAGGCCAUUCUUGCACCCAGAAAUUUUCUAAUGAGGAGAUCGCCAUGGCAACCGUCACAGCACUUCGUCGCACAGUGCCUCCCGCUGUCCCCGGAAUCACUUUCCUGUCUGGAGGGCAGAGUGAGGAAGAGGCAUCCAUCAACCUCAAUGCCAUCAACAAGUGUCCCCUGCUGAAGCCAUGGGCCCUGACUUUCUCCUAUGGCCGAGCCCUGCAGGCUUCUGCCCUAAAGGCCUGGGGCGGGAAGAAAUCGAACACGAAGGCAGCCCAGGAAGAGUUUAUCAAGCGUGCUCUGAUCAACAGCCUUGCUUCUCAGGGGCAGUACAACGCCAUCGGUCAGUCAGGGGUGUCAGCCAGUGAAUCCCUUUUCAUGUCUAACCACGCCUACUGA